This is a messenger RNA of Hansenula ciferrii, 1752 nucleotides long. RefSeq names its product Midasin. The transcript has a single exon. Gene Ontology annotation, molecular function: DNA binding; copper ion binding; DNA-binding transcription factor activity. Gene Ontology annotation, cellular component: nucleus. The coding region runs from base 1 to 1752 and encodes 583 amino acids. Gene Ontology annotation, biological process: regulation of DNA-templated transcription. The record is from RefSeq and is a predicted model, not a curated record. NCBI's taxonomy places the organism in Eukaryota, Fungi, Ascomycota, Saccharomycetes, Phaffomycetales, Wickerhamomycetaceae.
AUGGUCCAAGGAAAACACAUUAAGAUUUCUUGUCAGGUCUGCAUCAAAGGUCAUAGAACCAAAGAUUGUAAUCACAAAUCUAUUAUUGAACCAAAUGAUCCCGGUUACAAUGGUUCAAGAGGUUGUUUAGAAGUCAUUUCUAAGAAAGGACGAAGAAAAUCAAGAAUUCCUGAUCAAAUCGGUGGUGUUGGACUGGGAAAGGUAACAUUAAAUCCCAAUAAUGAUAAGUUUAUAUUGAUUGAAGCUAAAUUGGUUCCAAAACUUAAUGACUGGUGUCCAAAUAGUAAGAACUUUAAAUAUGAAUGUGAGUAUCCUUGUUGUAAGAAAAAAUCAAAAGAGCUAUACAUUAAUGAGGAAACUUCUAGUUUUCUAAGAGUUCCACAAUAUUGUGACCUUACUUCAAUUGAAGAUGCUAAGAAGAUUGGUACACCUGUUAGUUAUAAAGAUUUACCAAGUGAUUUUUUGCAUAAUGAUGUGAAUUUCCAUUCUAUUGCUCAACUUUAUCCUGAUAAAUCAGAUUAUUCAGAUCAAGAUAUUAAUCCAUAUGCUGGAAUAGUUUCUAAUCCAAAUCCACAGUCAUCUAACAACUCACCAUUGCCACAAAACGUCCAAUCCAAAAACAACGCCAAACUUGCUACAUCACUCAAUACCAAUUCGAUAAUUCCAUCUUAUAGUGCAGAAUUGAAUUAUCAAGUUCCUAGUGCUACUAAUACUUCCCCAUUGAAUUUCAAUUUAAAUGGUGACACUAAUCAACAAUAUCAUAAUAAUCAAAACAACAAUCAUUAUCAAAACAGCAAUCACAUUAACAAUCACUAUAAUAAUCGCAAUUACUCCAAUGUCAAUAGUAGCAUCAAUCAGAAUCAAAAUCUCAUAAAUCACCAAAAUCCAUCCUUUUUUGGCGUGAAUGGUUCAAGCAAUCCUACCUACAAUAAUCAUUUAGCACAUAACAAUCAAAACUUUCAAGAACUGGAAUUCAUUCAUGAGCAUCCAUCUAAUAUUCAUGACGUUGAAAGUAGUGAUAAUGAAAGUGGUGAUGACGAUGACAGUGAUGAAAGUGGUGAUGACAAUGAAAGUAAUGAAAGUGAUGGAAGUGACGAAGAAAGUGAAGAAAUUGAAAGUGGUGAUGACGAUGAAAGUGAUGAAAGUGAUGAAGAUGUUGAGAGUGAAGAUGAAAUUGAAAAUGAUGAUGACAAUGAAAGUAAUGAAAGUAAUGAAAGUGAUGAAAGUGAUGAAAGUGAUGAAGAAAUUGAAGAAAGUGAAAAGGGGGAAGAGAAUGAAGAUGAUAGUGAUACAAUUGCAGUAAGUGACGAUAGUGAUACAAUUAUGAUUGAUGGUGAUGAAGACCAAGAUGAUGAAGAUAAAGGUAAUGAUAUCUAUACUAAUAAUAGUCAAAGUGAUGAAGAUGAUGAGGAUGAAGAUGAUGAUGAAUUUGAAGAUGAGGAGGAUUUGCCAAAAUUUUAUAUAAGCCCUGAACAACAGAGGAAAUUAAAUCUUGCUAGAAGAUUUAGACAACUUUUAGAAAACAAAUCAUUACUUCAAAAUCCUUAUUCAAAUGAUAUUGAUCUUGAGUUUACGUCCAUUUAUGAUGUCAAUAAAGAGAUUCGUUUGGUAGAGGAGAGAAUCGAAGCUACAAAGAGAAAUGGAAAGAAUUACGACCAAUAUUCAAAUCAUGUCAUUUCAACUACCACAAGCGUAACUAAAUGCAACAACGCUCAGAACAGUAAUGGCUUUAGAUGUGGUUCCAUGCUUUAA